This is a messenger RNA of Gigantopelta aegis, 2301 nucleotides long. RefSeq lists its product as uncharacterized. The record is from RefSeq and is a predicted model, not a curated record. Bases 362 to 1327 code for a protein of 321 amino acids. Lineage: Eukaryota; Metazoa; Mollusca; Gastropoda; Neomphalida; Peltospiridae. The transcript is spliced from 2 exons.
UCAUGAAAGUGAACACGUAUAUUUCUGUCACUGUUUAUUGUUAAUAUCUGUUAUCAUGUACAAGUUAUGAUACUAUCUAGAUGAAGGUGAGACUAUAUAGUCUUGAUACAGAUGUCUGAUACAUGUAUUAACUUGAUAUUGUGUUGUGCAUGGUCACAUGACUCACUGAACAGAGCUAUAUAUUGCUGCACUUCCCUGUCUUCAGUAACUGUUAACUCUGACCUUUACAACUGGGUCAGCUCUUUGAUUAUAACAGUACCCAUUACAAUUUAUCUGAAACUCUGUCUUUGACUACAUUUGAAGAAAUACAUUGAAUCAUAAUAUAAGAGUUGAUAUACACUUAGACAUUUGUAUAAUCAGUAUGUCUGAAGUGAAGGUAAGAGAUGUGAAGCUGGGAACCCGCACUGUGCAGUUUCCUUCAUCCUACCUGCAACCACUGGAAGAUAGUAACAGUUUGCUCGACGAUGUGGAUGCUUUGAAGAAUGAACUCCACAACAAGGGAUACCUCUAUUUAAAGGAUUUUCAUGACCGAAAAGAGGUUCUCAAUGCCAGGAAAGCCGUUUUAGAAUACAUCAAGAGCACAGGGGAAGAGAAAAUCCGUCUGACACAUCCUCUAGGAGACGGGGUCCUGCAAAAAGGCUGUGGUGUUGGAUGCAUUCCGUCCAUGGAAGGAAAGAAUGAGAUAUCACAUUCAGAGGCCAUCAGAGCUGUCAUAGAAGGACCCAGACCAUUCAACUUCUUCAGGAAGCUGUUUGGCAGGGAUGUGCGGACCCUGGAUUACAAAUGGCUGCGAGCUGUCCAUCACGAGGCCUACACUGGCGCCCAUGUGGACAACGUGUACAUGAGCCGGGGGUCGAAGGACCUCCACACGAUGUGGACUCCCCUGGGAGACCUUCCUGUGGAGAUGGGAGUCCUGGCCAUGUGUGAAGGAUCAAACUGCCUGCCAGGCUUUCGGCACUUUCAGGAGACAUACGGUAACAUGGAUGCAGAUGCCAUAAAUCUCAAUGGCACUGGGUGGUUCACCUGCGAUCCUUAUGAGAUAACAGAGAAGUUUGGAGGACAGUGGAAAACUACAGACUUCCGAGCUGGAGAUGUGAUGAUAUUUAACAUGCAGACUGUGCACAUGUCCACGUGUAACAUGACAGAAUUUGCCCGAGUCAGCUGCGAUACGAGAUGGCAGCCCGCUGAUGAUGUGUUUGACAUGAGGUACAUGGAGGACUGUGUGGGAUCAGUGAAGAAGUACGGACUCAGUACGAAAGAUAACGAAGAUGCAGAUGACAAAGAACCUACUAUCGAAGUGAUGCGCACCAGGUGGGGGCUUCAGUAACAAUACUGUCCUGUUCAAUGUUUGAUUCUAGGUGGGGACUUCAGUGACAAUACUGUCCUCUGUUCAAUGUUUGAUUCUUAGUGAAGACUUCAGUGACAAUACUGUCCUCUGUUCAAUGUUUGAUUCUAGGUGGGACUUCAGUAACAAUACUGUCCUGUGUUUAAUGUUUGAUUCUAGGUGGGGGACUUCGGUGACAAUACUGUCCUCUGUUCAAUGUUUGAUUCUAAGUAAUGACUUCAGGAACAAUACUGUCCUUUAGGUGGAGACUUCAGUAACAAUACUGUCCUCUGUUCAAUGUUUGAUUCUUAGUGGAGACUUCAGUAACAAUACUGUCCUCUGUUCAAUGUUUGAUUCUUAGUGAAGACUUCAGUAACAAUACUGUCCUCUGUUCAAUGUUUGAUUCUUAGUGGAGACUUCAGUAACAAUACUGUCCUCUGUUCAAUGUUUGAUUCUAGGUGGGGACUUCAGUAACAAUACUGUCCUGUGUUUAAUGUUUGAUUCUAGGUGGGGGACUUCGGUGACAAUACUGUCCUCUGUUCAAUGUUUGAUUCUAAGUAAUGACUUCAGGAACAAUACUGUCCUUUAGGUGGAGACUUCAGUAACAAUACUGUCCUCUGUUCAAUGUUUGAUUCUUAGUGGAGACUUCAGUAACAAUACUGUCCUCUGUUCAAUGUUUGAUUCUUAGUGGAGACUUCAGUAACAAUACUGUCCUCUGUUCAAUGUUUGAUUCUUAGUGGAGACUUCAGUAACAAUACUGUCCUCUGUUCAAUGUUUGAUUCUUAGUGAAGACUUCAGUAACAAUACUGUCCUCUGUUCAAUGUUUGAUUCUUAGUGGAGACUUCAGUAACAAUACUGUCCUCUGUUUAAUGUUUGAUUCCAUAAUAGCAGAUGCUUAACUAUAGUUAGGAGUUGCAUCAUGAUCAUAUCUUGAGGAUGUGUACAUCAUAAUCAGAUACUAUACUAUAUGCUGUUAU